Phragmites australis (common reed) is the source of this 1261-nucleotide messenger RNA. RefSeq lists its product as uncharacterized. Gene Ontology annotation, biological process: Golgi to plasma membrane protein transport; protein localization to organelle; intracellular protein transport. The record is from RefSeq and is a predicted model, not a curated record. Gene Ontology annotation, molecular function: GTPase activity; GTP binding. The transcript is spliced from 7 exons. Lineage: Eukaryota; Viridiplantae; Streptophyta; Magnoliopsida; Poales; Poaceae. Gene Ontology annotation, cellular component: Golgi apparatus. The coding region runs from base 241 to 852 and encodes 203 amino acids.
ACGGGGUGGUUACUGGUGAGUGCCGCAACUCCCAACUCCGGUGGGCGCACUCCCACUGCCCGACGACUCAAAAACCCCCUCCGCCUCCCGCGCUCGCUCGAGCCAAGGUGACGGGGAGCGCCGCGGUCGCCAAUCCGAUCGCGGAAUCAGCUCGUUCUUUCGGCCUCCCGGACGCAGCGCGCUGGUGUUGGAUCGCCGGAAAAGCGGUUGGUUCCUUGGUGAGAGCAGCAGGAUAGAGCAAUGUUCUCCUUGUUCUAUGGCCUAUGGAAGUACGUGUUCAACAAGGACGAGUUCCGUGUUCUUAUUCUUGGGGUCGACAAGGCUGGCAAGACGACUUUGCUGGAGAAGUUAAAAUCAAUAUAUCUGAAGGGGGGAGGACUUCCACCAGAUCGUGUUGCUCCCACUGUUGGACUUAACAUUGGCCGCAUUGAAGAUGCAAAUGCAAAACUUGUUUUCUGGGAUCUGGGUGGUCAGGUUGGCCUACGCACAAUCUGGGAGAAAUAUUAUGAAGAGGCUCAUGCCAUAAUAUAUGUUGUUGAUGCUGCCUCUGCAUCAUCGUUUGAAGAUGCCAAAUCUACCCUGGAGAAGGUUAUUCGCCAUGAGCAUCUGAGAGAGGCACCGCUCUUGAUAGUUGCAAACAAACAGGAUUUACCCGGGGUCAUUGCUGAUGAAGAAUUUUCUGGAUAUAUGCAUCUUAAAGAGUUGGAUGAGAGGCCGUAUAUGUUUCAGGCUGUAUCUGCCUAUGAUGGGAGGGGGAUCAAAUCUGGUAUAGACUGGCUCGUGGAACAAAUGGAAAGAAGUAAACGUACUGAGGCGCUAAGGACUCGUGCUGGUGCAGCUGGGCAAAUUUAGAAUGUCCGUAUGCAGUUGUGAUCAAUGAUUUUGUUAAAGAGCAAAGCAGUUGAUGCGAGGGCUUACGUUAAUUCUGCAUCCAUAAGCAGCCAUUGCGGCGUCUCAUGAUUACAAAGUUCACCCUUACGAAUCGACCAGACUGCUGCAAAAAAUGUUUGGGUUAUUAACUCCUUAUGCUGUGGUGAUGGCGAGGCAAUUCGUUUGGUUUUAAUGAUUGGCAUUCUUCUGUACCUAAAGAUCCUUAAAGGAUUCAUGUUUAUAUCACUGCUUUUUGUAUUAGGUUAGUGUCAGUGUAGAGGAUCAAAGAGCCAUGUACUCAUGUCAUGUUCUUUGUAAAUGGGAAAACUGGAAAGGAUAAAGGAAAGAAUAAAUUCCAUGUCAUGAUCGUGGAAUUAAUUUACUACGCAUA